AUGAGUGCGAGUCAAGGGAAGCCGGCCCCUCGGAGCAAUGGUCCCAAGUUUGCAGCAGGAGGUGGCAAUUGGCCUCGCGUGAAGGGUGCUGGAGGACGAACACAAAGUUCAGACUCGGAUACCGAAAGAGAUUGCCGUUCAACGUCCCGUUCAGACCCUUCCUCCCAAUCGCAGACACGUUCUCAAGGACAGAAUGGCUACCGCAGCCCAGGUCGAGUCAGCGCAUCAGCAGAGACUUCACCCGACCCCGCACCGCCUAUACCUUAUUGGUCCGCCAAACGACACCUUACUUGUGGCAAUCCCACUCCCGGUCCCCCAUGGUCUUCAAAAAAUAUAGCCUGGCGAGGGUCUGCACCCGGAAAGCUAAAGACAGCCAACGCUGUCCUCGUCGUCUGUCUCAAUAUCGACGUUGAUCCACCAGACAUCGUGAAGACCAAUCCAUGCGCCGUCCUCGAAUGUUGGGUAGAUCCGCACACAAUGCCCUCACAGAAGGCGCUGGAAGCGAUAGGGUCCAAUCUUCAACAUCAGUUCGAAGGCCUUAGUCUCAAGAUUGCGUAUAAGCCAUUACUCGAUCCUGCCCUCGACGAGCUCCGCAAGUUCUGCACAACUCUGCGUAAGCAAGCGAAAGACGACGCUGUUCUGUUCUACUACAACGGCCACGGCGUCCCCAAGCCCACUUCAAGUGGUGAAUUAUGGUGUUUCAACAAGGGCUACACGCAGUACAUCCCAGUCUCUCUGCAGGAGCUUCAGUCAUGGCUGGGAUCGCCUGGUGUUUAUAUUUGGGAUUGCUCAGCUGCCGGAAAUCUCCUUACAAACUUCAACAUCUAUGCAGAGAGGCGCGACCAUGAAGUUAGGGUUGCAUAUGGCGGUUAUCCCGAAGGCACUCAACCGUUGUUAAACUCCCUUCAGCUGGCAGCUUGCGGAGCGAACGAAACGCUCCCUUCAUGUCCCGAACUUCCUGCUGACCUAUUCACUUCGUGUCUCACAUCGCCUAUCGACAUCGCCCUCCGAUACUUUAUCAUGAACCAUCACCUACCAAACAACAUCACGACCGACAUGAUCAUGCAACUGCCUGGGGACCUCAAAGAUAGACGAACUCCGCUCGGAGAACUCAAUUGGAUUUUCACUGCGAUUACUGACACCAUUGCUUGGACAACAUUCUCUCGCGAAACGUUCACACGCCUCUAUCGCUGCGAUCUACUCAUUGCUUCGCUUUUCCGCAACUUCCUCCUCGCAGAACGAAUCAUGAAGAACUAUCACUGUACGCCUCACACAUGGCCGCCUCUGCCACCUACGAAUACGCACCCAUUGUGGGCGACAUGGGAUUUAGCUGUCGACACCUGCCUUCGCCAAUUACCUCAGCUCCUCAAAAAAUCGUCGACACAUGGCGCAAAUGGCCCAACGAUGGUCAACAUCGGGACGACUCCUGGCCGUAUUGGAUCCACCAACCGAGAGGAUCCUAACUCCUCCGCGAAGAAUGCUGGAGACAAACCUUAUGUCUAUGUGCCUAGUCGGUUCUUUGCAGAUCAGCUAUUAGCAUUCGAGGUGUGGAUAUCGAGAGGAGGUUCAGCACUGACGAAACGCGGCCCAUUAUCGCUACCUCAACAUGCUCUCGGAAAGGCUGACGCUAGUCCCGAGAUGCCUGAAAUAGAUAUCCACGCAGACAGGCACCUGGUACCAAGAAAACCCCCGGACCAACUUCCAAUCGUGUUGCAAGUUUUGCUCUCCCAACCCCAUCGCCUCCGUGCCCUUAUCCUCCUUUCUCAAUUCGUCGAUCUCGGACCAUGGGCAGUCCACCUAGUGCUGACUAUCGGCAUCUUCCCGUACAUCUCCAAACUCCUACAAGCAGCUGGCCAAGAUCUACGUCCCGUCCUCAUCUUCAUUUGGGCUCGUAUCCUCGCCGUCGACUCGUCCGUCCAAACCGAUUUGUACAACACGCAAGGUUACAAAUACUUCUCGAACGUCCUCGGGCUGAAGAACGAAGAUUCCUUGCCGAACGUCUCGGAGCACAAAGCGAUGUGCUCGUUCAUUCUUGCGUCAAUCUCGCGGGACUUCCCGCACGGGCAAUCCGCGUGUUGGUCGGAGCGGGUGUUUGAUAACUGUUAUGAUAGGCUUGAAGAGCACGACUUCUUGUUAAGGCAGUGGACGGCACUGUGCAUUGCCCAGAUGUGGGACGCAAAUGAUGAGAUUAAGGUGUAUGGCGUAGAUCGCGGGACGCAAGACAAACUUAUCGCAAUGCUCUCGGACGACUCUGCAGAGGUCCGGUGUGCAGCUCUCUACGCUCUUGGGACAUUCAUGGGCGCCAGUGGGUCGGCUGAUCCAAACAAGCUUGGAGGUGGAGGGACAGGGACGAUGUAUCAACUCGAGGAGCGUGUGCAUUUCAGGAUGGAAGUAGCCGUGGCAACUGGUGCGACGUUGUCUAUCAAGGACGAUGCGAGCCCGAUGUGCAGAAAGGAGCUGUUGGUGGUGAUUAGUUGCUUAGUUAAGGAGUGGAGGGGAUAUUUCGUAGUUUGCGCAUGGAUUUACUGGGAGGAGGACAGGAGAUGGCGUUCUGGGACAAUGGGCCACCACCAUCACACCGCAUCGGCACACUAUCACGACGAGGACAUCACGAGUGCCGCCGUGGCUGAGUGGCUCGAUGGGUUCGGCGACGACGAGCAGCUUAGAGAGGAGAAUCGUGUUCUACUGUCUUCGUUCUUCACCAUCUUCGUCGUCCUGCUCGACCUCUCCGUGGACCCGUACCAAGAGGUCGCGACAAAUGCGCAGACAAUAGUGGACUACAUCAUGGCCCUCCUCCUCGAGUCCCCAUUCACCCGACUCGAAUCAACCUCUCUCGAUAUACCACCAACAGCACCGAUCGAUCGACGCGGUUCGCCUCACUCGGGAGGUUCGCGUACACGAGUCCAGUCACUUCAAUCUUCGCCUUCAAUGAGCUUCCUCCCUCCCCCAUCACCUGGCGGCGACCGGCCAUCCUUCCCCCGUAGCGAGACAACACUAUCUGGCGCAGCAGCCAACACCGUCAAGCGCACCUCCUCGUUUGCGAAUGCAUUGAAGGUGCUUACGGGCGGUAUCGCCUUCCCAACUUCAGACAACGACGGUCGCUCUUCGCCAAGCCUCGCGAGUGCCUUCCUCGCAGGCCGUGCCUCAGAGAAGAGGGAGGAGGCGCUUGACGUCUCACGACCUCCCUCUCCUAAUAUGAACGUCGCACAGUACGCUUCACCCUACCCCGCGGCGAAGGACAGCGGGUCUGACCGUGGCGGUCCGCCUUCGCCUCGGUCGUCGCAGUCAGAGCCACCCCAGCUCGACUUCCUGCCUUGCCACGUGAUGGAGGCUCUCUUUGAGGAGGACAUGGAGAGACUGAGAGCUCGCAGGAAGGUCGCUGGCCACCCCCGUCGGCAGCACCACUAUCAGUAUGGUCACGGCGGCGACUCGCUCCCCAGCCCAAGCAACAGCACGUUCUCGAUGGACUCUUCGGCUAGCAGUGUCAUCCUCGGGUUGGGAACGGGCGCUGGCAUCCGUGAUGUCCUCCCGCUGAAAAGCAAUUUCUAUGAUUGGUGUGCAGAGUACUUCAAGGAGCCACAGAUGAGGCAAACGGAGGCGGACGAACCUGGAAGUGUACAAUAUAACUACCAAGUUUGGAGACAGAUGCGCAAUGAACAGGUUAUCAAGGAGACCCAAGCCCAGUCUCUUGUCUCAGAGUCCUGCCGAUGGGACCUUCCUGUUGCGAGUGUGUCGAUUCAAGGACAUCCGUUGACUUUGGCAUUCCAUUCGUAUGAUCAACAUCUCAUCGUGGCCAACGAGAGCGACAUGAUUAGUGUUUGGGAUUGGCACCACCGGAAGAGGCUGAAUUACUUCUGCAACGGCAAUGCAAAGGGGUCUAGCAUCACUGCUCUUGAGAUCAUUAACCAGGAUGUCGGUGGCAUAAUUUUGACUGCUGCAGCCGAUGGCAUCAUUCGACUGUACCGCAAUUACGAUCCUUCAUUGGAGCAAGGCCCUCUUCAGAUGGUCAGCGCUUUCCGAGGUCUUAACGAGAUGGUUCAAGUACGACAAGGCAGUGGUCUAGUCAUAGACUGGAAGCAAUCCGCCGGCACGCUUUUGGUUGGAGGCGACGCGCAUGCCAUCAAAGUCUGGGAUGCUCAGACUGAAACAGCUGGACUGGACCUGGACACCAAUUCGAAGAGCCCUGUGACAUCUAUAAUGACAGAUUAUGGCUCGUCGCAAACCUUCGUUGCAAGCUUUGGCGAUGGCGGAGUGAAAGUGUUUGACCGCAGAUUGGACGACGAGGAUGCCAUUGUUAGAGUAUAUAACGACCAUACGUCAUGGGUGCAGAAUGUUCGUUGGCAUCCCAAGACUCACGGGCAAUUCAUCUCCGCAAGCCUCGAUGGUCAAGUGAAGUUGUUCGACAUCCGCGGCUCUGAUCGCGCCAUUACUACAUGGAAUGUUCAUCCUAAUGGUCUUUCUGCCUUUGAUGUCCACCCUCUUGCUGGCGUCUUCGCUGCCACUUCGGCGGUCACUCCCAUCUACUGGAGAGCACAGCGGGUCUCCAUACAAAAUCUGACGACUCCUCUUCCCGCUUACAAUAUUUCUACGGGGUUGAACACCCCUCCGAUACGAGGUCUUCCAUCACCCUUCAUACCCAGAACAACUUCUCUUGUCUUCCAUCCAACAGAAAUGGUGUAUGCUCUGGGUGCACCUGAUGGGACAGUGAGAGUUAUGGGCUGUAAACUCGCGUCAACGUGA
Cyclocybe aegerita is the source of this 4740-nucleotide messenger RNA. Lineage: Eukaryota; Fungi; Basidiomycota; Agaricomycetes; Agaricales; Hemipholiotaceae. The record is from the annotation of a GenBank genome assembly.